ACAAGCGCCCCUAUCAACGUAAACAAACAUAAGUCUCCUUUCUCCCAAGAGUUUGUUAUAAAUACCCUGCCGUCACCCCGACCAGUGCACAUACGUACAGCCCCAUUGAACCACGCGCGCACGUGUAUAUUGCUCAUUUUCAUACAAAUAUUCAUAACCCUAAAUAACCGGAGUUCCAUUAGCCGAGGAGAAGAGACUUGUUCAAUUAGUAUAUUGAGUGCAGCACAUCCUCGGGUCGGUAUAUACCACGCAUCCCUAUGGUUCUUACGGAUCUCGGCAUGUUUGCUCAACAUCAGCUUCAGGGGAUGCGGUGCUCUGAGCAGCCCUCUCCUCCACUGGACUACUCCGACCAUCAGGAGCGUGACGUAAUAGCAACCAUCAAACAAGAGUGCCAGGAAAACUAUUCAAAAUCGCGGAAAAACAAAAGGAAACGGUCAGAGGACAACAACAAUGUGAGUGUUGACGUUAGCAAACCGUUCGAACUUUACCACGACUUAGAAUCAAUAUCGUCUUCGUCACUGUCGUCAGCGUCGCUGUCACCCGGAUCUGACUGUUCAACAGACAUUCACUGCAACAAAAAGGCGAGGAGAUCUUUAACGACUAAAACUUCCCCAAAUGACGUGGCUGACAUUCAAAAUCAACGAGUGAUGGCUAACGUGAGGGAACGGCAGAGAACACAGUCACUAAAUGAGGGAUUUUCUAGUCUGCGGAAGAUUAUUCCCACGUUACCAUCCGACAAGUUGAGUAAGAUUCAGACUCUGAAACUCGCCACUCGUUACAUAGACUUUCUGUAUCAGGUACUGAGGACAGACGACGCAAAUGACAACUCAAACAAAAUGGCGGCGUCGUGUAACUACGUCUCCGACGACCGCCUUAGUUACGCUUUCUCCGCGUGGCGGAUGGAGGGAGCCUGGUCCAUGCCAACACACUGACCGGAACUUCAUGGAAACUUUCUAUGAUUCAGAUACGCACGGCGCCCUUGUCAUGUUUCCCAGCAGUUGAUGCAAGAUGGCGACCGGAAGGAAUACAGCGCCCUCUGUGAUGACAUUCACCAGAUGUCGGAAGCACGAGAUGGACAGUUCGCUGUAAACGACAACCAUUCCAUAAACUUUAUCAGGGUUUACGACUCACCUUUGCAGCAAAUUGAACUGGUCACUUUGCUUGCUGCCUUGACCUCUGAUCAGAGACCUUGACCCUCGGUCAGUGUAUAUGUGUAAUUUUCUAUACAUGUGGUCAGUAGAUGACAAAAGUGGUUGUGUUGAUUUUCUUGAGGAUGACAUAUGAACCCGAUCAGAUGGCAGCAUCUAGUUAAUCAUACAAAUGAUUGGUCAAUAUUUGACAUUUUAUCCAACAAUCCCUAAAGUGUACCAAAUGAUGUGUGGGUUUUCAGAAUAACUUUGACACGCGUAUUACACGUGAUGCAUUUAGUCAUUUGUUCAGUUGAAAUGAGUGAUUUAUCAAAUGAAUUUUAUUAAAAUAUGUCAUGAAAGAAAAAA
Molecule: messenger RNA, 1496 nt
Organism: Mizuhopecten yessoensis (Yesso scallop)
Lineage: Eukaryota; Metazoa; Mollusca; Bivalvia; Pectinida; Pectinidae
Product: twist-related protein-like
Exons: 2
Coding region: 258-932 (224 amino acids)
Biological process (GO): developmental process; regulation of transcription by RNA polymerase II
Molecular function (GO): DNA-binding transcription factor activity, RNA polymerase II-specific; protein dimerization activity; RNA polymerase II transcription regulatory region sequence-specific DNA binding
Source: RefSeq, a predicted model, not a curated record